AUGGCCACCGAAGAAGGCGCGGAGACAUACAAAAUUCAGGUGACACCCCUUCAGCCAAGGUCUUCCAAUCUUCGUACAUAUUCACGCAAGAAGUCAAUCAGCAAGCUGCCGUCACUCAAGCCAUCCCAGAAACAGUAUCCUGUCAAGCCACCGCAACAAACUCAGCUAAAUCUUCGAGUGACGAAGACACCGAGUAACGUUUCGAAGGCGGCUGAGCCAAGACCCUCGAAUCGCAUCGAGGUUGUCAUUCCGGAUACAGAGAGUGCUAGUUUCGAUCCUCAUGACUACGAUGACGCCUAUGUUGGUGAGGAAGAGGAUGAAGUCGUGGAUGACGACGUGGGCGGCAAUGAAGUCGCGGAGAACUAUGAAGUGGUAUAUGCAAGCGAAGGUGAUGGUGAGAAUCUGAACACAACAAGAAGAGAGUGUACGUGUGUCUUCCUCCCGCCCGGCGCAGGGGAAGACGUGUAUAAUAUACCAGAUGACUUACCAGAAGACUUGCCGCCUGUCGUACCCAAUAACAGUGAUCGCCAGAAGAAGUCCAACGGCAGUGAACGCCAGAAGGACCCGGUCCAGGUUGUAAUGCCAUCAACAACACCACACUUCACGCAACAGAUGAGACGCGGCCGACCGCCCGGCAAUGGUCCUCGACGCCCUCACCUAAUCUUCAACAAGCUCCCUUCGAGAAACCGCUUCAAAAAGCUCCCGCAGAAAUCCGGACGACAGACCUCGGCUCUCCGCUCCAACCCAGGCGACGGCUUCUCAGACGAUGAAAUCAAACGCUCUGGCCUCGUACUCCGUCGCAGUGCGAAGCAAAACACAUCAAUCACACGCGUGGCUGACACUGAUAUCCCCCGCAGACCACCACUUCCCAGGCUCAAGCAGGACAAGAGAAGGGCAGACUCGGAGGACAGUGUUUUCGAGAUCAGACCAAGAAAGAGGACAAAAUGCAACCAAGAGCAGCCAGACUCAAUCGCCAAUCGGUCAACUCAAUGGAGAUCAACUCCUCGGCUUGCAGUCCCAACACAGAUCCUCAUUCCACCUCUCCGCCAGCCCAGUAAUCCCAAGGCCAGGGUUAUCGUCCAUCCACCCACAAGUGAUGAGGAUGAGGAAUCAGAGUACAGCCCAGACGACAGAGUCAUUAUCCCCCAAAGCAGAGACUUCAUUACCUCAUCAGACUUGCGAACCACUGAGGACGAGGAGGAGGAGGACGAGGAGGAGGAGGAGGAUGACGAGGAGGAGGUGGAGGACGAGGAGGAGGAGGAGGGCAGUGGUUAUGCAACAUACAUCUCCGAGACUUUCACCGGAGGCCAACGAUCGAGCUCAGUACCUGUCGAGCCCACAGUACAGAGUGACAGUGCAGGCAACGGGGUGGAUGCCGGGGUGCAGAUUACUCAGGGGCUGGAAGAACGGAGAGGGUUGAAGAGGAGUAAGACGCAGUAG
Messenger RNA from Podospora anserina S mat+, 1440 nucleotides. RefSeq lists its product as uncharacterized. Lineage: Eukaryota; Fungi; Ascomycota; Sordariomycetes; Sordariales; Podosporaceae. The coding region runs from base 1 to 1440 and encodes 479 amino acids. The transcript has 2 exons. The record is from RefSeq and is a predicted model, not a curated record.